This is a messenger RNA of Plasmopara halstedii, 357 nucleotides long. RefSeq lists its product as uncharacterized. NCBI's taxonomy places the organism in Eukaryota, Oomycota, Peronosporomycetes, Peronosporales, Peronosporaceae. The record is from RefSeq and is a predicted model, not a curated record. The transcript has a single exon. Bases 1 to 357 code for a protein of 118 amino acids.
AUGGGACUACGCGAUUCAACCCGAAAGCUUCUGCGUAAGCUCACCAUGCGCGACAGGAAGCAGGAAGAAGUUGAGCAGCUGCAGCCCGUAGCACUUGCAGGCGCUAGUAAGCGCUCGACCACCCGUUCAGAACUUUGCAGCUCUUUUGCCUCAACAGUCGUGAGCCGCGAAGAGCUCGAAGGCCGACGAAAGGCUUUUAGCGAACACAGUGCGGAUUGGCAGCAAUGUGGCAUGUGUACACGCAGCUUUGUGGCUGGAACCAGUCGCUAUACGGGCUUUUGUUCGCUCGACUGCAAGUCGGCAGCACGGUACAGUCAAUCGGCACGUUUAUUUUCCGGACGCUAUCGCAACGCAUAA